Molecule: messenger RNA, 3633 nt
Organism: Plasmopara halstedii
Lineage: Eukaryota; Oomycota; Peronosporomycetes; Peronosporales; Peronosporaceae
Product: calmodulin-regulated spectrin-associated protein 3
Exons: 1
Coding region: 1-3633 (1210 amino acids)
Molecular function (GO): microtubule binding; calmodulin binding
Source: RefSeq, a predicted model, not a curated record
AUGAAUACAAAAUACGAAUUAGCCCAGACAGCAUCCCUCGCUUCAUGCUUGUAUUUCGCUGCUCAAGUACUUUGCUCAACGGCUCCUGUUCAAGAAACUUGUACUAAGUCCGUGUUGGCAGCAAUUGUGGUGGAAGCCCACAAAUGUGGGCAAGUGGCAAAGCGGUCAAAAGUCAGUCCUUCUAUUGAUAUUCGAAAGCUUCUUACGAGAUUGCAAAGUGAACAGAGCAAUAAAUCUUGUCCUUUAGUGAAUCUUAAUGUCGCUGAUUUGACGUGGGAUUUUGAAGGGGUGGUAGCAGAUACGUUGGCAAUGGAGAUUGGGGAAUUGCAAGACCGAGCAACAUCGAGUGCUAUAAACGUUUGUGUCGUGCUGACGGUGACAUGCCAAUUACUAGCUGGUGGGCAUUCUGUGAUUUGGUUCCCUCCGGAAAGCUUGUGCAGUUUUGGAAGUAAGAAACGUCAAAUUCUACUUUACGUGUAUCCCGGACGCGUAAAAGUUGUGAAAAGUACGAACGAUUUAAUUAAGGUAAUGUACGACGAACUGCCUGUGCUGCGCGAGAAACGAGCAACAUAUAAUGUUCGGGCAGUCAUUUUGGGCUCAAAGUCACAAAACCAACAAGACGAGGAGCGUGAUUUUGUUCGAUUGAGUGGUCUCCAAGAGCAUCCAGAGAACCAAAAGGUCAUUGAUAGCACUCCGAUGCCCACAAAAAGCCUGAAUGAUUCUACCAUGAGGCGGUCAAGUGUACACAAUACUGAUCAGCUGUGCUUUAUAAAUCCACCAACCGAUAAGUUUACCGAAAAUAACAACAACCCAAAAAUGAUCGCUGCAUGCUCCACGCAUAUUGAUGACUUUGCUGCAACAAUCCCAGAACCACGAAAUGAUGAAAACGAUGACGUGAGCAGCCUUCUCUCUCAGUCAAGCUUUCCUGAUCAUACUGAGGUUAUGCACACCGAAGCAUACUUGACCUCUUCGAUAUUUUCGUUUGCCUUCCAGCAGCAAAACUUGACAGAACCACAAGGGAAUGUCAGUGGACAAUUGAACAACAAUUUUUGUGGUGCCCCAAGUAUUACAAAAGCUGAAGUCGCUAUAAAAAUGGAGUUCAAAGGAGCUCCUGUAAAUCGGGCACACGUUGAAGAUGUUUCCUCUCAGCGCCAAAUCAUACAACCCAGAAGAACUUUCCUAUCAUCGUCACUUGCUAAUCUUACAACGGUCACCAAAGAGAAAUUGUUUGAGGCAGAUUUAGGGUCAAACCUCGUAGCUCAUGGAGUAACGUGGCAAAGCUAUGAUAGCAAAGUGUUCAGAAAGACAGCGCUGCCGCAGCAGCGAGCAAAAAGUCCUGGUUCAAAUGUGGCAAAGAUGAAGGAUUUGGCUGCUACCGCAUCGUGUAAUGUAGAAGAUAAACAAAUAGGAUUGGUAUUAGAUCAACACAAACUGAAAUCUCAAUUUGAAAAAGAAAGUGAUGGACAGCAUGGUCAGUUAUAUGAUGACAGCGGAUCAACAAACGAGUUUAACGCUGAUAAGAGACUUGAAUGCGACAAAGUCCAGCCUGAACAGCAUGAACCUUGCACGUAUUCGUCCGACAAGCCUGUUCAGCAUGUACCUUGCACAUAUUUGCCCGACCAGGCUGAUACUCGUUCUUCUUAUGGAUGCUUCUCGUCUAGUACUAGUCCAGAUACGAAUAGUAUUGAGACAACUGUUAGUAUAUCUCGUGCGCUCGGUGAAGGCUUCACAUGCGAUAGUGAAGGUGUUGAUGAUGCCUUUCUGAAUAACAUGAAUGAUGAAGCUCACGCGGUCGAUACGUCAAACAUCAGUGUGCCCAAUAGCGACAAAGAUAUCGCGUCCGAUAGUGAUGAAGAUGUUGUGUCUGAUAGCGACGAAAAAACUGUUCUCGCUGUCCAAACUGCUGCGGUCGACAUGAUCAAGCAGACUCAGUCGCUCAAACUCAGAUCAGCGGAGCAAAAGCCAAUAUCACGAUCCGACUACAGAGAUAAGCUCGGGCCUCAAAUCUGGUGGGAGCUUGAGUACACGGCUAAGAAACUUGAGCGUGAAGAGAUGAUGGAGCGGCGUCAACAGCAGCACAAUCGUCACAGGCAAGAUGAUUAUCAAGAUGGAAAAUGCGCUUUCACUCGGAAUAUACGACUAGCAGGGUCACAAGAGAUGAAACAUAGUCGAUUGAAUAACCCGAGAGAAGAGAAAAGUGUGGACCUUAACUAUGAACUGCAUGACUCACGAAAUUUGACUCAUACUGAAGCAAGUCAACCUGCUCAAAUAGAUACAUUCAUUAACGAUGAAGAUGAAUUUGUCAGCUUUGAUACAAUUGCAAACGAUUCAGCAGAUGAUAGGGAUUUCAAGUUACAAAAUGAAAGAACGGUGCCUUCUUUCGAGAGUCAAACAGAUAAAUUGGAUGCUGGGCUUCUUGAGGGCUUUUUAGAGCAAAAAAGUAAUAUUUCUUUAUCCCAAAGAAAUGAUGUAGACUAUCUAGUUCCAGCGUCCGUCUUAAAAUCGCGCGAGGAUUCUUAUGUGGUAUGCACAUCUACGACGAAUUCUUCCGCUUUAGUGCCAUCUUUGCCUGACCAACCCAUUGAAGUAAAUUUGAUGGAACCAAAGCAGCAACAACUUUUAGGUACGUCCCCCGUACAUUGUGCCUUUGUGGAGCGUUCAUUCAUACGGCCCCAGAUAACUACAUUCACAUCUGCAACUCCUGUAGCCAGCAAUAAUAUGGGGGUUGACGAUGAAAGGUUGACACAAUUGAUGUUGACGAGCACCAAUCGAGAUAGCAAAAGCUUUUCUUCACCCGCAAAAAAGGAAGAUCUGAAUACGUCGACGUCAAACAAUGUAUCCGCUAUUCCAUUUACUGUUCGUGGACGCGUACCUAUUCGAAGUCGAAAUUGUUCAGCUUCAAGUGAGCUUUUGAGUUUCAAACAGAGUCCUACUUACAUUGGAUCGAAUCAUAGCAGCGUUAAAUCUAAAGUAUCGACUACUGCCAGCCCAUCUGAUCACUUUGCGUCAGCAUGUCUCCACCAUCGAUCCCCUGCACGUAAAUCAGCUCCCAUCGCAACAUUUGUCCCCCUAGAGAAUAGCGCUGUGGCUUCCCGUGAACUAAAGCUCAACGAGCUACGACAAAAGAAGCUACAGAAAUUACAACAGGCGCGAAGUUUGGCACUUCAACAGCAAAACGGAAAGCAAAGAUUACGUCGGCCACUGUCAUUUGCCAGCUCGUGUUAUACAAAGAAAGCAUCAAAUCGGCAGCUAAUACAAAACGCUUUGGAAUUUACGCUUUUAGCAGGUGGUUCGAUGGAGAAUGACCGCACGCUGGCCCUACAGGCUUUAGCUGAAUCCACGUGCGACAACUUUAUUGUCUUGCUUAAGUCUGCAAAAGAAUUAAAAUUUCGUGCCCUUUACGAGGCUUACGUCGAUCGUGACUCCGCCACUCGAAUUUUCUCGCUGCUGCCAAGUACUUCGUCGCGAGCUCCUCUGAGGAUUGGCAACAGCGAAAUGAUCGCGCAGUUUUUUAAGUACAGUUCCGCCAAGAAACAAUUUUUGCCUGUUCCCACGCGAUCCUUCACGAUUAAGACUGACGCUUGCGCACUGGUUGAUCAACACAGCAACAAAGGAAGUUUGAUGUCGCGCUGA